Trachymyrmex cornetzi is the source of this 477-nucleotide messenger RNA. Its product is annotated as piggyBac transposable element-derived protein 3. NCBI's taxonomy places the organism in Eukaryota, Metazoa, Arthropoda, Insecta, Hymenoptera, Formicidae. Bases 1 to 477 code for a protein of 158 amino acids. The record is from RefSeq and is a predicted model, not a curated record. The transcript has a single exon.
AUGAUGGGUGUCAAACGCUUACCGUCUUAUCGUGAUUAUUGGUCCUCGAAUCCUCAGUUGAAUGAUGCUUACAUAAGUUCGACCAUGCCGGUCAAGAGAUUCUCUUUCUUGCUCGGUAAUUUACAUUUGAAUGAUCGAAAUAAAGAACCUAAGAAAGGAGACGCUAAUUUUGACAAAUUAUACAAAAUAAGACCGUUCAUCGAAAAAAUAUCUGAAACUUAUCUGCAUCAUUAUGAUCCAACUAAAGAGCAAUUUAUAGAUGAGAGCAUGGUAAAAUUCAAAGGUAGAAAUACCAUGAAACAAUACAUGCCUCAGAAACCCAUUAAACGAGGAUAUAAGGUGUGGGUGAGAUCAGACAUGAAUGGUUAUGUAUGUGAAUUUCAAAUGUACACAGGAAAAAUUGGUAAUGCUGCUGAAAAAAAUUUACUGGAAAGAGUUAUCAAGGAUUUAUCUCAAACACUGAUAAAAUAUUCGUAA